Molecule: messenger RNA, 517 nt
Organism: Tupaia belangeri chinensis (Chinese tree shrew)
Lineage: Eukaryota; Metazoa; Chordata; Mammalia; Scandentia; Tupaiidae
Gene: NDUFA7
Product: NADH:ubiquinone oxidoreductase subunit A7
Exons: 4
Coding region: 57-398 (113 amino acids)
Biological process (GO): ATP synthesis coupled electron transport; mitochondrial electron transport, NADH to ubiquinone
Cellular component (GO): mitochondrial inner membrane; respiratory chain complex I
Source: RefSeq, a predicted model, not a curated record
UUCCCAGCAGCCCCCGCGGCAGACACGUCACUGGCGUCCUUCAGCGCGGGUUCAAGAUGGCGUCCGCCACUCGCAUCAUCCAGUUGCUCCGGAAUUGGGCUUCCGGGCAAAACCUGCAGGCGAAGCUACAGCUGCGCUACCAGGAGAUCGCCAAGCGGACUCAGCCGCCUCCCAAGCUCCCUGUGGGCCCCAGCCACAAGCUCGCCAACAAUUACUACUGCACUCGCGAUGGCCGCCGGGACUCCACUCCCCCCUCCAUCAUCAUGUCCUCCCAGAAGGCGCUGGUGUCGGGCAAGACAGCGGAGAGCUCACCCGCCGCAGCCGCUGAGAAGAAGGCGGUGACACCAGCUCCUCCCAUGAAGAGGUGGGAGCUGUCCCAGGACCAGCCGUACCUGUGACUCUCUGCCUGGGGACCUGGCCGUGCCCUCAGGGCCUCCUGGCUGCUGUGCCUCCGUGGAUUCCCUCUGGAGAGGACUCAACCUAAUUUAUGAUAAAUAUAACAAAACGUCGGAGUCAC